Molecule: messenger RNA, 636 nt
Organism: Cladophialophora psammophila CBS 110553
Lineage: Eukaryota; Fungi; Ascomycota; Eurotiomycetes; Chaetothyriales; Herpotrichiellaceae
Product: NADPH-ferrihemoprotein reductase
Exons: 1
Coding region: 1-636 (211 amino acids)
Cellular component (GO): cytosol
Molecular function (GO): FMN binding; NADPH-hemoprotein reductase activity; flavin adenine dinucleotide binding
Source: RefSeq, a predicted model, not a curated record
AUGGCAUCAACAAAGCUCGGAUCUGCCACCAAUGCAGAUAUCCUUGCGCAUAAUAUUAACUCUCUCAGUGGUUCUGAGAUUGCCACUGUCCUAGUCUGCCUUCCGGUAGUAGCAUUCUGGUAUCUUCAGGGCUUAGGAAGUAAGAAGCCACUAGCGAAAUCCUCUGGCUUCAGGAAACCGCUCGGUAACAAUGGCACCCGAGACAUCGUUGAGCAAAUGAAAGUUGCCGACAAGAACUGCGUCAUAUUCUUCGGUUCACAGACAGGGUUUGCUGAGGAUAUCGCUGCGCGCCUCGCAAAGGAGGGCCCCCGGUUUGGACUGAAGACCAUGUUGGCCAACCUUGAAGACUACAACUGCAACAAUCUGAACGAAUUCCUAAGCAUAGCUGUAGCAAUGUUCAUCAUGGCUACGUCCGGAGAAGGAGAGCCGACAGAAAAUGCGCAAGAUUUUUAUAAUUUUAUCACGGCGGACAAUGUCACGUUUGACAAUGGCGGCUCUGAGCUGUCAAAUCUUAAGUAUUUGUGCUUUGGCCUAGGCAACUCCACUUACGAGCACUUCAAUGCCGCCUCGGAAAAAAAUCGACGGCACAUUGGAAAGCCUUGGUGCCCAUCGAGUCACGCCGGCCGGACAUGGUGA